Panicum virgatum (switchgrass) is the source of this 1607-nucleotide messenger RNA. Its product is annotated as peroxidase 2-like. Gene Ontology annotation, biological process: response to oxidative stress; hydrogen peroxide catabolic process. Gene Ontology annotation, molecular function: peroxidase activity; heme binding. The record is from RefSeq and is a predicted model, not a curated record. The transcript has 2 exons. NCBI's taxonomy places the organism in Eukaryota, Viridiplantae, Streptophyta, Magnoliopsida, Poales, Poaceae. The coding region runs from base 326 to 1360 and encodes 344 amino acids. Gene Ontology annotation, cellular component: plant-type cell wall; plasmodesma.
GAGAUGACUCACCAGUCACCACUGCCCCUCUCCUCUCUCUCCAGCCGUCAAAUAUUCGCAGGUGCGAGCCGGGCCGCCGCAGGCAGCGACGACGCCGAGCCCGGCCCGGCGGCUAAGCCAGCAGCGAGCUGAUCGAUAUAUACCCCACACCCCCAGCCCCAGCAGCAGCAGCAGCAGCCAAGCGCCACGCUCCACCGUACCAACCGCAACCAGCCGCGCGCCGUGAUCAUCAGUGCGGUGGUGCUGUAGUUGCUUUCCGCUCCGCUGCUCGGCUUCGCUUUCCUGCCGUUGUGCGGACCGGCAUCGAUCUACCAGGGCGAGGAGGAUGAAGGUGUCGGUGGCCGCGGCGGCGGCGGCGCUGCUGCUGCUGCUGCUCUCGGCGGCGGACGCGAGCGAGCUCAAGCUGGGGUACUACGCCAAGACCUGCCGGGGGUGGGAGAACGUGGUCAAGGACCACGUCGCCAAGGCCGUCCGGGCCAACCGCGCCAGCGGCGCCGCCCUCGUCCGCCUCAUCUUCCACGACUGCUUCGUCAGGGGUUGCGACGCGUCGGUGCUGCUCGACCCGACGCCGGCGAACCCGCACACGGAGAAGACGGCGCCGAUCAACAUCGGGCUGGCGGCGUUCGAGGUGAUCGACGACAUCAAGGCGGCGCUGGAGGAGCGGUGCCCCGGCACGGUGUCGUGCUCGGACAUCGUGGUCUUGGCGGCCCGGGACGCGUCCAGCAUCCUGAGCAACGGGCACGUGCACUUCGACCCGCCGGCGGGGCGGCUGGACGGCAAGGUCUCCCGCGCCGCCGACGCGCAGCGGGACCUCCCGGACUCGACCUUCACGAUCGCGGAGCUGAUCCGCAACUUCCGGAGCAAGAACUUCACGGUGGAGGAGCUGGUGAUCCUGUCGGGCGCGCACGCCGUCGGCGUGGGCCACUGCUCCUCCUUCCGCGCGCGGCUGACCUCGCCGCCGAGCCAGAUCGUGCCGGCGUACCGGAACCUGCUGACCGGGCGGUGCGCGGAGGGGCCGGACCCCGUGGUGCCGAACAACGUGCGGGACGAGGACCCGCGCGCGGUGGCGGCGGCGUUCCCGUCGUUCCUGAAGAAGCUGCGGCGGAGCGGGGACUUCCUGGACAACAGCUACUACCACAACAACCUGGCCCGGAUCGUUACCUUCAACUCGGACUGGCAGCUGCUGACGGAGAAGGAGGCGCUGGGGCACGUCAAGGAGUACGCCGAGAACGGGACGCUGUGGGACGAGGACUUCUCCGAGGCGCUGGUGAAGCUCAGCAAGCUGCCUAUGCCGCCGCGCAGCAAGGGGGAGAUCAGGAGCCACUGCCGCGUCGUCAACGGCCACCACCACCACCACUGAUCGAACCGACGCAGCUGAUCGAAACUGUGAUUACUACAGUCUCUCGCCUUCAUCAUUUGAUUGUUCAUUUUGUUGUUGAUGCUGUACGUUGCCUUCUCCUAUUCCUAUGUGUUUUUUUUGUUGUUGUCUUUCUGGUGUUGGGGGAUGUAAUGUGAUUGAUAUGUUAUAUGAUCUUUGGAUGCACAAAGUUACUGAAAAAAGGUGGGACAUGGUCAUUUGUUGUAAGAACCACUCAAGUUGGUUUGGA